This is a messenger RNA of Cuscuta epithymum, 918 nucleotides long. Lineage: Eukaryota; Viridiplantae; Streptophyta; Magnoliopsida; Solanales; Convolvulaceae. The record is from the annotation of a GenBank genome assembly.
CACCAACCUCAAACAGAAGGAGGGUGUGUCUGUUAAACAACUGGAGCAAGAUUUUAGAACCUUGGCUAGGUUCUUACCGGAGUACGCGAUCAAUGAGGACCGCAUGUCGGAGCACUUUUGGGAUGCCUUACUCUUGGACAUCCGUGAUCGGGCUACGUACUCACGCCACAUGACCUUUAGCGAGGUGGUGGAGCAGGGCCUUCUUGGGGAGGCUCAAUGGAAUGAGAGAAAAGAAAGAGACGCCGAGGAGGCGAAAAAGAGAAAAUGGCAUAAUUCGGGGCCGCCCGAGCAAGCACGGAAGAAUCACCACGGUGGGGGUGGGGGUACGUUCAAGGCGCCGGCACCACCGGCGAAGAAGAACAAGGAUGCUCGGUGGCACGCAUCCUCCUCUCAAAAUACGGGGCCUCCUAAGUGUGCCAACUGUUCAAAGAACCACUUCGGGAAGUGCAACGCACCCCCGAGGUGUUAUCGGUGUGGGAACGCGGGCCACAUGAAGGCCAAUUGCCCACAAUUGGGGGGAGGAGGAGCUCCGGGAUCCGGAGGAGGAACCAUGACGGGAAGAAACCGUGCGGGCCCGUCAAACGGCGGUACGGGAAGAGGCAACCCAUCCACAAGUCAUGCCGCGUCCGUAAACCAAGGCGGGACCCAAGCACGAGUCUACGCGAUGACCGAGGCGGAUGCGAGAGCAAACCCGGACUCCGUUGCAGGUUGAAGCUAGGGCUUGCUACUUGCACCUUCUCACGGGUGGUAUCAAAUCAGGAAGACGUGGUUCGUGCUUCCUUAUUUUCUUUCAAACUACCGAACACUUGCUCAUGGAUAUUUGUUCUACUAUAAACUAUUUUUGGGGCUUGCAUGCCCAUGUUGUUGGCCGGUUGUGGCCUAUGACUUACCGUUGAAUAUUUUCCGCUAUUCAUUGGU